AACUCUUGGUGAACCUGCAACCUUGACAUGUGAUUUACCAAAAGAAUGGUUGGGAAUUAAAAGUAUUCACUGGUACAAGCAGAGUACUGGAGAUACUCUGAGGGUGAUCACAAUGCUGCGAAAAAACACAGCCCCUAAAUAUGGACCAGGGGUUUUAGCCUCAAGACUGGAGAUAACGUAUUUAGAGAAAGUCAGUAAUCUCACAAUUUUGAGGACCACUGAAGAAGAUGAGGGAAUGUAUCACUGUGCAGUCCUUGAUUGGACUGAGAAUACGUGGAGUGGAACCUAUUUGUCACUGAGAGGAAAUAUCAAGAAAACAAUAAACUACACAAUUGUGCAGAGAUCAAGAACCGCAAAUACAGUAAAUGUGGAAGAAACUGAAACUCUGGAGUGUUCAAUUCUGUCUGGCUCUCAGACCAAGACUUGUCCAGGAGAGCUCCAGGUGUUCUGGUUUAGAGCCAGAUCAAGUAAUUCUUACCCAGAAAUUGUAUUCACCAGUGGAGUCCCUCAGGAUGUUUGUAUGAAGAAACAUGAUAGAAAAUGUGUUUAUAGCUUCUCUAAGAAUGUCAGUAUCUCUGAGACUGGGACAUACUACUGUGCCCUAGCCACAUGUGGAGAAAUAUUAUUUGGUGAUGGGACUACUCUUGGAGUUGGUAAGAUUUUUAUUUUUCUACCCAAGUUGAAAUGUUCAUUUAAAACAUCUCUUAAAAAGUUUUUUUUGUUUGUUUCUUUUCUAGAUCAAUCUUUAAACUCUUCAUUUAUCACACUGGUGACUCUAAAAAUUUGCUUGAUUAUUUCUGUUAUUUUACAUAUUACAAUUGCAUGCUACCUAUCCAUUAAAAAAGCCAAGAAACAGAUUAAAGGCAAAAAAUCAAGCCACGGACAUGAUGUUGGCCAAAAGGAAGACCAUAUUGAUGAAGAUAGAAAUGACCUGGACUACGCAGCACUGCAGUUUCCAGGAAGCAAAGCAACCAUUAGAUGUAUUAAGAAAAAUAUGGAUGAAAGUGUUUAUUCACAAGUAAAAUGAUAUCCUAUUUCUUUAUGUAUUUAGUUUAAUCUUUGGUUUGCGUUUUCAUAAGUACAUUUUGAGCUAAUUUAACCCUUUGUUAUGGAGCAAUUUUAUCUUAAAAAAAAGGAACGUUUAUGUUUUUACUUACUUUUUAUGAUAGUUUAAAAGUACCUGUUUGUACUUAUGUUAUAACAAUGCUGAAAUUAACUAUUUUAUUCAGUGAAUAGAAGUCUACAGAGCAACAUAUGUUAAGCAAAACUCAGCAGACAUAGUGGCUCACAAGCAUUAGUGCAGUUUUGCUUUUUUCAUGCUUGU
Molecule: messenger RNA, 1324 nt
Organism: Cyprinodon variegatus (sheepshead minnow)
Lineage: Eukaryota; Metazoa; Chordata; Actinopteri; Cyprinodontiformes; Cyprinodontidae
Product: T-cell surface glycoprotein CD8 beta chain-like
Exons: 4
Coding region: 113-1027 (304 amino acids)
Biological process (GO): response to bacterium
Source: RefSeq, a predicted model, not a curated record